Molecule: messenger RNA, 2843 nt
Organism: Arachis duranensis
Lineage: Eukaryota; Viridiplantae; Streptophyta; Magnoliopsida; Fabales; Fabaceae
Product: N6-mAMP deaminase
Exons: 10
Coding region: 207-797 (196 amino acids)
Biological process (GO): adenosine catabolic process; inosine biosynthetic process
Molecular function (GO): adenosine deaminase activity
Source: RefSeq, a predicted model, not a curated record
UUAUCACAAUGAUCGUGGCAUGAACCCUAAAUCCUCAACAUGUUUGAGUGCUGUUUUUUUUUUUUGUCUGAUACACGCCCUUGGAUGAGUUCAGUGAAUGGCCAUUGGCCAGUCUCUUCUGAACCAACCAGAGUGUACUCUUACUCUUACCCAACACCCAACGAAGCACUUGCAGUUUCAGUUUCAGUGUUGAGGAAGAAGAAAAGAUGGAGUGGUGGAUGUCAAUGCCAAAGGUGGAACUCCAUGCUCACCUCAAUGGAUCCAUCAGAGGCUCCACUCUCCUAGAACUCGCUAGAGCUUUGUGGGACAAGGGUCUAAUAGAUUUUUCCCAAGUGGAGCAUGUUAUCCUUAAAAAUGAUCACAUGACUGUUACAAGAAUUGCGAAUGAAGUUGUUGAAGAUUUCGCAUCAGAAAAGGUUGUCUAUCUCGAAUUGAGAACCACCCCAAAGAAAAACGAUUCCCAAGGAAUGAGCAAACGUUCUUAUGUUGAAGCUGUAUUGGAAGGGAUAAGAUCUGUCAGCUCGGUUGAUGUGGCUUUGAUUCCUUAUACUGAGGAUCCUAGAAAUCUUUUAGAAUCUCUGCACGCAGCUACAAAUGAUAAAUGUGAUGGAAAUAGUAGGAAGAAAAUCUUUGUUAGGCUUCUCUUGAGUGCUGAUCGUAGGGAGACAACAGAAGCAACUAUGGAAACUGUGAAACUGGCACUGGAAAUGAGGCAUUUGGGGGUGGUUGGAAUUGACCUAUCUGGGAAUCUAAAGGUUGGCGAAUGGUAUGUCAAUCUAUCAAGGACUCUAGCAUAGUAAUUCGUAAUGAUGCUUUAGAUCAAAGUCUCCCGUUAUCUUUUUUUGGAAAAGAUACUUGCCAGCAUUGAAAUUCGCCAGAGAACAAGGUCUUUUUGUAACCCUUCAUUGUGGAGAGGUGCGCCAAUCUUUUAUUGUACCUGUUACCUGUGGUGAUUACCUGACUGGUCUGUUUUGCUUGUUUCGUGCUUUUAGGUUCCUAAUUCAAAGGAGAUACAAGACAUGCUCGAUUUUGUUCCCCAUAAUCGGACAUGCUUGUUUCUUUGAGGAGGAACACUGGAGAAAGUUGAAGUCUACUAACAUUUCCGGUUGAAAUUUAUUUGCUUGCUCACGUCCAUUGCUGCAACACAGGCAAGCAGCUUUGAAUAGCGUGAAAGGCUCACUUGGAGAUUAACUAGCAUUUAGAUCCGUCGUGAUUCCCCCUCCAUUCUAUGAAAUUUAAUGAAUUAAUAACAAAAGACUGAAAAUAUUGGCAAAACAUAGGCCAAAUAUCUAUUAAUAUAUAAUAAGAAUAUAGUUGUGGUAUUUGCUCGACAAGUGGAGUGUUCUGUGUUUGCCACGUGGAGCUGUGUAUGAUUGACAAGUGACUUUCAAGAAGAGAAUAUGAGAGAGAGAGUUGCCAGUUCUGAUAGGGGGAGUAGUUGGCACCAGACUUCCUCUUUCAAUGUCGCAGAGAAGAGAAGAAGAAAAGGUCGGUGAAGAAAUAAAGCACGACGGAAGAAGUGGUGGGUGGCGAUGACAACGACGGUCACAGAGAAGGAUGCUAGAUCGACAGAGAAAAGAAGAGGAAUGAGGCGGCGACGGCGGUGAUGGAGGUUACCGACGCUGUUGGAUCCAUAGAACUGCAUCUACCGCAGAAUGCCGUCGCAGCCGUUCCUUUGCCAGUGGAUGCUGCGAAUGAAGGAUGAACAUCUGAGGUGGUGAUUGACCUGCAAUUGCAAGUAAAAUUUUUAGUCUCUAUAAUUCUUUGUUGUGGUCUCUGAUGGAGUCUUUGAUUAUGCCAACAAUGUCCUCCAGGAACAACUUCUCCGACAAAGCUCAAGGUGUGAAAUCUGCUGCAACGUGCUCCAGCUGAAGUUGCACCUGCCAAAGCGGUAUGAAUGAUUCAUCUGCCUUAAUCGCUAUUUUUUUUACCUUUUUUUUUUUGUUUAAAUUGGAUCGUUUUUUUCUCUUCUUUAAUUUGUUCAGUUUAAUUCUUGGAUGGCACUCUUUAAAAUUUAACUAAGUUUAUAUGUAUUUAAAUAAUUUUGAUCUUCCUUUUCCUUCCAUAACUAACUUCUGUAUAUUUUGUUUCUGAGUUUUCUUUAAAAAUGAGUUUCAUACCAUAUAUAAAUAUUGAAAACUCAAGGGCACAUAGAUAAUGCAAACGGUUAAAGUCAUGUAUUACAUGCAGUAUUUUGUGAAUAUGCAGCAAUAAUACUAAUAAUAGUUGGUAAAUUAUCUGCUUUAAUUUUCUUUUUCUUCUGCUAUACAUGCAUGAUGAAUGUAGUUUUCCAUUUUUUAUUUUGUACUGUGAUUUCUAUUAACUCAGUAUACACCACUGUUGCAGUUUUAUGUUAUGGUUUGUUGGCAGUUUUUUAAUCAUUGAACCAUGCUCUUGACUAUUUUCUAUAGGUCUGUAACUAUAAUAACUUGAAAAUUAUAUAGAUUUUCUUUCCCCUAUUUUGUAAAAUAAAAAAUUUUAUAGUUAACUAAUUUAAAAAUAGGCCACUACAUGUAAAACAAACAUUUUUUUACUUUUUUAGUUAACUAAUUGAUUGUUAGCAUUUUAUUAGAGAAGAGAUCAUGAACUUGAAUUCUACAGUGAUUCCAUUAGCCUGUGUACUAAAGAGUUUAAUCGUAUCUUUUUUAUGUGCCCUUAAUGUUAUGAAAUUGGAUGUAGAUCCUCGAUUGCGGUUUAAUAGAAGAAGGCAGAGAUAAUAGGAGAUGUAUUCAUCCUAAUUUUGUAUUAUUGCUGAAAGUUUUCAAUUGCUCUCUCUUGCCUUUUGUGUUGUUCUUCGCUCCCCCUCUGAUUUGAACUUCUGUGUUUUCAAUUUUAAAGAUUUU